Messenger RNA from Suillus paluster, 885 nucleotides. RefSeq lists its product as uncharacterized. Bases 1 to 885 code for a protein of 294 amino acids. NCBI's taxonomy places the organism in Eukaryota, Fungi, Basidiomycota, Agaricomycetes, Boletales, Suillaceae. The record is from RefSeq and is a predicted model, not a curated record. The transcript is spliced from 12 exons.
AUGACUUCAAUAGGUCAAGAUCUUAUUUUUGCCUCUCUUCUCUUCUUCUUGCUUCUCUAUCCUUCUCUUGGUGUUGAUGUUGUUGGUGCUGGUACUGGUGCUGGUGCUUUGAACUCUGCUCUCUUCCCUCCUGCUCCUCCUCCCCCCAACUAUUUUCGCAUUUUUGACCAUUUGGCAAGUCUUUUCUCUGACUCUCACUUCCUCCUGUCUGAUCCUCUCCUUCUAGCUCCCUUCCCUCCUCUUCCCUCAAGAAUUUUCGCAAUUUUCACUAUUUGUUCUCUUGCCUCUUCCUCCUCUAUAGCAACUUUAAUAGAGCUAUAUAGCACUAUACACUGGUGUAAUGACCCAGAGUGGUAUCGCUCCUUCAAGAAACUUAUGUUAAAUGAAAGCUCUGAUGGCGCCAGAGGAGACGACUCUGCUGGUCUCAAGCACACUGUUGCCAAUUGGCUAAUGGAACGUACUCCCACACCAAAUCCUGCUAUUCACAGGCAAGACAAAUCUGGUUGGGGUUUUUACCACGACAUGACAGGCAAACUCCUGUGCCCAGUUGAUUACGACUGGAGCAAUCCCAUAAUGGACACUAUGACCUCCAAAAUUCUACCAAUGGUUUGUUUAAAGGCAUUUAAACGCAUGUUUACCUCUCCAACUUCCACAGACGAGGAACAACCUGUUGACUCGAUGGCUCGUUCUGCACAGAGCAAGAACAGUGGUACAAACCAUUUAACUCAAAAUGUCUGCGCGCUUUGCGCUGGAUCUUGGCACAUUGUUGAUGACAAAUUCAACAACCAAGAAUUCUAUGACAACAUCAUUGACUAUCUUGAGCUUCCUACAAUGCCUGAAGCAGCGAAAGAAGUCGACGACCUCUUACUUUGGUGGAACCAGUGA